CAGGGUCGAGUUCCGCAUCAAAGAGCAGAUGAUCUCCGGGACCAAUGUCGGCAGCAUCAUGACCAAAGCCAACAUCGCGCAGAAGGUCUCCUCCCGCGAGCUGUCGAAGCUCAGCUUCAAGUUCCUCAGCCAGAACAACCUCCUGCAGAUCGCGUCCUUGUUCAGCAUCAACAGCGACAACGGCGCCAUCUACACCACCGCCAUGAUCGACCGCGAGAGCGUCUGCCAGUUCCAGAAGGACUGCAACAUCGAGUUCGAGGUCACGGUGACCUCGACCAUCUCCAACUUCUUCGAGUUCAUCAACGUCCGCAUCAUCAUCGAGGACAUUAACGACAACGCGCCGCGGUUUCCCCACGACAACAUCACGCUGUACGUGCCGGAAGGGGGAACAGCCAACAGCGAGUACAGGAUAGACGGCGCCACGGACAAGGACAAGGGCGAACAGAACUCCGUGACCAGUUACGAGAUGAAGUCUGAUUACAACGACAUGUUCGAGUUGAGGUCGGAGAUGAAGCUGGACGGAACCUGGGACCUGUCCAUCGUUAUUCUUAAGAUCCUGGACCGGGAGGUCAAGGACAGGUACAUGUUGUACAUCAUCGCCAAGGACAGCGGCACGCCGCAGAGGUCCGGCAACGUCACGGUGCUCAUCAACGUCACGGACAUCAACGACAACGUGCCGAGCUUUUCCGAGAACGUCUACGAGUUCUCCGUGUCAGAGGAGGCGAGGGUGGGGUCGGUGGUGGGGACGGUGACGGCCACUGACGCUGACCUUGGGGACAAUGCGGAGAUCACGUACGAGCUGAACCCCGGCAAGACGCCGCAGGUAGACGCCCUCUUCUACAUCGACUCCCAGAGCGGCGACAUCAUGGUCAAGAAAAGCCUUCAGUACGACGGGGGAAAGACGUUUGAGACCAUCGUCAUGGCGGAGGAUAGGGGCAACCCCAGACUGAGGUCCCAAAAGAUCCUGAUCCUGAAGAUCCUGGACGUGGGCAACACCCCGCCCCUAAUGACCAUCAACCCCGUCCCCAACCCAGACGGCAACAUUCUCCACCUGUCCGAGAAGUCGGACCUGGAGACGGUCGUCGCCCACGUCCGGACGGAAGACCGCGACGAGGGCAGCAACGGCAUCGUCGACUGCUACAGCAGCACGUCCCAGUUCCGCGUCAAGCGGCUGGACGGGGUGGGGUACCUGGUGCUGCUGAACGAGAAGCUUGACCGCGAGAGGAAUGAACAGGUGAACGUGACCAUCAUCUGUGAGGACAGGGGCACGCCCAAGCUCUCGGCCAGGGGGUGGUUUAUUAUUAAAUUAAUCGACGACAACGACAACAAUCCGGUGUUUGAAUUAAACAUCUACAGGGCGAACCUGACCGAAAACAACAGGAGGGGACAACACGUUCUGUUUGUUAAAGCGCACGAUGCCGAUGUUGGGGUUAACGCCGAGGUGCGCUACAACCUCUCCAUGGGCGCGGCGUUUAACAUUGACGAGAUCACCGGCGCCAUCACCGCCGGGGUGGAGUUCGACCGCGAGACCAUUUCUCAAAUGUCGUUCAUGGUCACAGCCCGCGAUGGCGGCGGGAGGGUCGGAAACGCGUCGGUGAUCGUGGACAUUGGCGACGUUAACGACAACGUUCCUUAUUUUACGUCGUCUUUGGAGUUUGAAAUCGCCGAGAAGCUGCCGGCGUCGACGAUGGUCGACACGCUGUUUGCCAACGACAGGGACGAAGGCAGGAACGCGGAAGUUUUUUUUUACGUUCCGACGGACUCAUCCGACAAACAAGAUAUACCGUUCGUUGUCUUACCGUCGGGGGACAUUCGAACGUCAAGAAAGUUGAACAAAGACAGUCAGGAUUCCUACUGGUUUCCUGUCGUCGUGAAGGACAAAGGCGAGCCUCCUAGAAGCUCCACGGCCACCGUCACGAUACGGGUGGUUGAUUACAAUGACCACCGUCCAGUUUUUAUCUUUCCGUCACGUCACAACAACACCAUCCGACUCCGGUCCGACAUCCUCCCCGGGACGGCCGUCGUCAAACUCAGCGCCGUUGAUGAAGACAUCGGAGCCAACGCCAAGCUCAAGUUCUUCAUCGUCGCUGGUAACGACGACAACGCGUUCGCUAUUCCGUCGCCGUCUUCCGGCGAGAUCAUCCUCCGGAAAGAGCUGACGACGCUGGCUAGUAGCGUGUUCCGACUGAACGUGUCCGUCCAUGACCAAGGUAUCCCGAUGUUAAGCGCCGAGCAGCUGCUUGUCAUCCAGGUGGACUAUGUGGACGGGCACGGCAUGACGAGGUCACGUCAAAGCAACGGCGGCAACUCCACCAACAUGUUCGGCGACGACGACCUCAAGUACAUCAUCAUCGCCGGGGUCGUCGGUGGCGUCACUGUCGUCAUCUCUAUCAUCAUCGUCACCAUCAUUCUCCGGCUGAGGCGGCCGGACAACAACAACCGGACUUCCGGCUUGACGGGAGUACAGGAGCAGGGGGACGGCAGACAUUUUGACAAGCAGAUGUGGCAGAGCGUGCCGGUCGAUGACGUCACGCCCACCGAGUCGGACGGGAAGAAGAUGUCCGGCAUGACCUUGAAAGGGGGAGGGCUGGGCCUUGACACUAAGCCGACCAACGGGGACUUGCAUAGCAGCAGUGACCUUAUUGACACGUACGGUCGCAAGCAGGGCCCCGAGCCCUUUCAAGGUCAACCUCAACUUUACACAUUCAAAAAGAGUGCAUUACGACCUCCAACAGACGAUCAUCAUAGCGAUACUUCAGGGGAGACGACUACAAGCGAUAGUGGGCGCGGUGGAAGCGAGGAAGACAUACAGUUGCCUCCCUUGCCUGAGCUAAGUGAAGACACGUCUAGAAUCAUCUUCAAGAACCCAGGGGCGGGGCUGAAGGACUCGCGCUUCGUGCGAUCCGACUACCCUGAUUACGGUGACCGUGAGGUCAUCGCCUUCGAGACCUUCUCCCCCCGCACCCUCCCCGGCUCCACCGACCGGCGGGACAGACCUGGCUACGGCGGACGUGACGUGCAGACGAUAGGUCACGCGGGCAGACCCAUCACGGACAAGCUCCGACAGAACCGCCAGAACUUCUCCUACAGCCCCCAGCCCCUGUCUCAGACCUCUCCGUCGCACCUCUCGCAGAAGCCGCCCCUGAAAGGAAACGAACACUACUGGUCCACCCCCUCCGGGCCCGGGCACUACCCCGAGGAUAUCCCCGAGCGCGGAGACCCGACCCUCGGGAAAAAGGUCACCUUCCAGCCCGGCCUGACGACCCAGAAUUUGAAAACCUGGGAGCUGACCCAGAAGAUGAACCUCCCCCCAGACUCGACCUUCCGCGGGGCUGCAGGUUUCCAUGGUAACGGCUCCAACCCGAAGACGUGCCGGCCAAAGAGCCAAGACGACGACGACAACACGACUACUUCCGGUAGCUACACCAUCAACCCGGAAAACGAUUUUGAAGAAACAUUGCCAGUGCCAAGCUACACCAUGGCGUAAUUUUAUUUUUACCAAGAAACUUUCAGGCGUCCUUCAGCGUCAUCCGUUUUCAAGGGAAUCCUUGGUGAAAAGUGAACUGGAACGCGGUUCACGAACUGUUAAGUGAACUUGGGUUCAGUAGCUAUAACAUGAACACAAACACGGUUCACUAACUUCAAAGUGAACUCUUACACAGCUCCUCAUGUGCUAAGUGAACUUACGCAAGGUAAACUGGAAUAGAUGGCACCUGCUUCUAUACAGAGAUGGUUCAAAUACAAUGGCUUAAAACAUUGCAAACACCUGGGGAAAAAAACAGCCUCACUCUUUUUUAUCACUUGUGUGUCACGUGACUAGGAAUAGGACACUUCACACUUACCAGUUACGUCAUCGAUAUAGACAGACAAUAUUGCCAUUUGCCAGAUUUUUUUCUAAAACGUUUAUAUUCGCCAUUGUAGGAUAAAAAAAAUCAACUGAAGCGCUCACAUGCGUAUUUGGGUGAUUAAAAGCGCGUGACGUUAUUUUUGGAAUAUGCACGUGAUUGUGGACAGAACAAUGGGAAUCAGGUCACCCUGACAUUCAUGGAUACACAGAAAAUACAAUUACAGUUAAUUAUAAUUGCAGAUUUGCUUUUUGUUUAAUUUUUAUAGAAAUGUAAUAUAUCGAUAUUAUAUUUUUCCGUGUUUUAAUAAAUAUGUGGAAUUUAAAUGCAAUCUGAAAUAAUUAAUUAUCUGAAAAUGAAUUUCAUAAACGCAGAUAAUAUAACGAAAAAAAACACGGCAUCGAGUUACUAAUCAUGGGAUAGCUGUAAUAAACAAUACUCUAAUUAAGGCUAAUUAACGAACUUCAGAAGCAAACAACUCUGGAAUCCUUUUCCUGGGUAUUAGUAUGUAGUGUGUAGCUGUAUACCACUUAA
Physella acuta is the source of this 4379-nucleotide messenger RNA. Its product is annotated as protocadherin-9. Lineage: Eukaryota; Metazoa; Mollusca; Gastropoda; Physidae. Gene Ontology annotation, molecular function: calcium ion binding. The record is from RefSeq and is a predicted model, not a curated record. Gene Ontology annotation, cellular component: plasma membrane. Gene Ontology annotation, biological process: homophilic cell-cell adhesion.